Messenger RNA from Paramacrobiotus metropolitanus, 3502 nucleotides. RefSeq names its product serine/threonine-protein kinase svkA-like. The record is from RefSeq and is a predicted model, not a curated record. Gene Ontology annotation, biological process: protein phosphorylation. Gene Ontology annotation, molecular function: protein kinase activity; ATP binding. Lineage: Eukaryota; Metazoa; Tardigrada; Eutardigrada; Parachela; Macrobiotidae.
GACUAGCUUUGGGCUCUAGCUCGGCUUUUCUUGCAUACGAGUAUGCGCGUCUUGGUUUGUUCUGCCCGUAAAAUGUGCUAUGAAGACUGUUCGACUAAUAGCGGCGCAACAGCGCGCACAGUAGUAGUGGCUGUGCCUUGUUACGGAUCGUGUCGCGCUGAUAUUUGCACUGUUUGAGCGACGCAGACGAAGAAAAUAUCUCAGGCGUUCAGCUGAGAGAACGAUUUUCGACAGUUGCCAGUUUGUUCAGUGCUGUCCAGCUCUAGAUCGAGCAGUUUGAAUCCAUUCGUAGACUUUACGACAACGGACCGAACACUACGAGAUUUGUUUCUGAUUCUGCUUGUUGAAGUUCGCCGCUGAAUCAGACGAUAAUGAUUGAUUCACGUUAGAGUUCAAUCACUUUGUGUAUGUGUGUACUCAUCUUGCAUGGAAAGACGUUGUGCGUUCUUUUUUGAAAUUUUCGUUGCUGAUGAGGCGGAUGCUGUUAUUUACCUGACUGGGAAAUCGCUCUUUUUUCUCUCAACUUUUUUAACCGUAUCAGUCGAUGUGAAAGCGACUGUGCUUAUUGUUUAGCCUGCAGUUAUGCGAUUCAGCUUUUCUGACAUGGGGUUCGGUAAGAAGAAAUCUUCGAGUACGCCCAAAUUGUUAGCCAACUCGAAGAUCACUUACCAUUCCGAAAUGGAUCUGCGUUAUUCUCCGGUCAGAUCACCUUCGGAGAAUCGGGAAGUCGUGAAAGAAAUUGUGAAAUCCACGUCUUUUAUUGGACAUCCUAAAAGCAGCGGAAGUCUACCGAAAAAUGGGGAAUCUGUAGUUAAAACUCGUCAUGAAGCGAAGAAAGAAUCCCCUUUGCAUGGACGCAGUAAUGGUCAGGUGGUGGUGUCAGGGAAACCUCGACCAUUCGGGAACUGGAUAUUAAAUUCUCAUAAAUCGGAAAAAGUACAUGCCAGCACUCCAAAUUUAUAUUUGGAAUCUACCGCUAAUGUAUCUCAGACUCCCAAUGGAAUUUUGCCUCCGGCAUCCACUAAUGAGCUGCAGAAGCGUUAUUCAUAUUUGCGAUGGGAUCCGAAAUCUGGGCAGUGGGAUUUACAGCGUCCCACUUUUGCUCCUUCGAAUAGCGCCACUAACAUUGCUAAAAUGCCGGAGAAGGCCUCGUCCAGUAAUGUGCAUGACUUGCGCAAAAUGGCACCAUUGAAAUCUGCAUCGCAGUGGGAUUUACGGAAUCCAGAGCCACAAAGCGAUGUCAAGCGACGAUCGCUAGCCCAGCAGCCGCGUCCCUUGUCAAUGAAUGCGAAUGGGAUGCGCUGGGAAUCGAACCCAUCCUUACUAGCUUUCGGGCAGACGCCACCUGUUGCACGCAUCCCCGAGAUGCAUGAAGAAGAGGAAGACGAGUCAGAGUUCGAUGAUAUGGAACAGCCUUCUACCGCAAAGCUGUCGCCUUUGCCUAAUCUGCCCUCUAGUAAAAAUUUGUUAGUGAAAAAUGGAAGCUGGGAGUCUAAAUCCAGCGGCCAUGAUACGGGAUACUUUUCCAAUGGUUCAGCCAAAAGUCUGGAUAAAAACCCCAAGGAAAAAAAACUGGAUCCCGAGGUUAUCUUCACGAAACAAGAGCAAAUCGGCAAAGGCAGUUUCGGGAAAGUUUUUAAAGGGAUAGAUAAUCGUACUGGACAAGUUGUGGCUAUUAAAAUCAUCGAUUUGGAAGAGGCGGAAGAUGAAAUUGAGGAUAUACAACAGGAAAUCAUGGUCUUGAGCCAGUGUGAUAGCCCCUUUGUAACAAGAUACUAUGGAUCCUACCUAAAGGGCACGAAUUUAUGGAUUAUUAUGGAAUAUUUGGGUGGCGGUUCAGCGUUGGAUUUGCUGAAGGCCGGAAGUUUGGAUGAAACGAACAUUUGCAUUAUCUUGCGCGAAAUCUUGCGUGGAUUAGAGUACCUUCACGGGGAAGGCAAAUUGCAUCGCGAUAUCAAAGCUGCCAAUGUGCUUCUGAGCGAAACGGGUGAUGUGAAGUUAGCGGAUUUUGGUGUCGCGGGUCAACUGACUAGCACAACCAGUAAACGGCAAACUUUUGUCGGCACACCGUUUUGGAUGGCUCCGGAAGUCAUAAAGCAGAGCGCUUACGACUCAAAGGCCGACAUAUGGAGCUUAGGAAUCACGGCCAUUGAACUGGCCAAAGGAGAACCACCAAAUUCCGAUCUGCAUCCGAUGCGAGUGCUUUUUCUCAUUCCCAAAAAUAAUGCGCCACAGCUGACGGGAAAUUUUAGCCGACCGUUCAAGGAAUUUGUCGAAAUCUGCUUGAAUAAGGAGCCGGAAAAUCGCCCGUCCGCCAAAGAUCUUCUGCGACAUCCGUUUAUUAAGCGCGCCAAGAAGAACUCUUAUCUUGUGGAUGUCAUUGAGAGAUACAAACGAUGGAAAGCAUCCGGUGGUGGUCAAGAUGAUUCAAGCUCGAGUGAUUCCGAUAACGAGGACAGCAAGGAUUCUGGCAACGAUGAGGGCGAUUGGCGCUUUGAGACUAUGCGCAAUCCAGCCGGGAUUAGUCCCCCUCCUGCCGCCGGGGAGCUGGAGGACGAAGUGGGCACGCUCCGUGUCAAGCCGCCCGCCCACCGCCAUGACAUUGUGCCACGCGAGGAAGUACCGCAGCUGACGCCGGCCGUUAGUGCGCUGCAGAGAAGCGCGUCGUCCAAAGUGGCCACUCGGGAAGAGAAUGCGGUCAAACGACCAGUCAGUAUGCCUCCCGUAAGUCGCUUCCCCGAUGAUAUGCCCCCUCUGCCUGCCAAACAACGCAAUUCUUCCCUAAAAGACGUUAACGGGACGAAAGAGCAAGUAUCAAACAGUGCGCCCUAUACUUCCGCAGUAAAUCUCGUUGGUCGGGCGACGUCUUCUCCCAUUCCACCCAACGAUGACCACAAACGCGAGAAUCUCUCGCCUCAUGGAGCUAAAAUUUUCGGUGCAGCUAAGCCUCCGCCGGUGGCGCCGGUCAAGGCAUCGUCGGCUUGUCUUUCCAAUGUUCUGAAUUUGAUAAGUGAAGUCCAAAAGAAGCAGAAACGCCGAGAUCUUCCCGAGUCCAGUGCUGUGCAUGAUCUGCGAACUGCUUUUGAAUCCACAGAGGCUUCGCAUCCCGGCUGGACAGAAGCGUUUGUACGGGAAAUUAUUCUGCGAUUGAGUCCCAAGUUGACGCCCAGUCAAAUCCAAGAGGCCAUUAAGCGUCUCACGAAGUGAUUUAGCACUCCAAUUCCUUUUAUGAAAGAAACGAAGAUUGUGUUUCGUCCUUGGUUGGUUUCGUUUCUUUGUACACUAGUAUGGUGCCCGGUUAGUUUGGCCAUUUUUGUCGUAUGUUUAGAGAAAAUUAAUUCUGUUUAUAGUGCGUGUUUCUGUAGAGAUGUGUCGUAUUGGGUAUAAAACUUUUUUUGUUGGGAAUGCAACAAAAUUUUUCGGUUGUUUCUUUAUUCUUGUGAUACAAAUAUUUGCUGUUAUUUUUGUCGCUAUUGCAUGGGCAAUAAAAAAUACGAACGUA